GCUUCAAAACGAGAAGGAAGUGAAGUGAGAGGACAUGAAGCAGCGCCGAUAAACAGGCCAGACGAAGAGAAACUACGUUUAGACUCAGUUACUCACCGAUGCGACUGAUAAACGCGUCUCUAAGCUCAGCUAACGUUACUUCGGAAAACUGGUUAAAAUCGGCGCUGCUUUCGCCGUUAAGUUUGUUAUCGUUGAGGUCUGAAGAGGGGAAAGAGGAGAGUAUGUAGGAGUCAUCUAUCUCUUCCUGCCGUCCUCCUCCUCCUUCUCCACUUGACUCCGAGCUAGGAGAAACAGAAACUACAUUGUCCACGGACUGAUCUGACAGCGUCUCGCUCCGUUCAUCGACGAUGGCGGAUAGCGUCGGGGAGCAGGCCAACGGGUCUGUGGGGGCGCAGUUGUCCGCGAGUUUGGUUAAUUCCCUCCCGGGACACUCUUCAGCCUCGCCGCCUCCGGCAGACACCGGCCUGCUCGAGCCCUCGGUGCCCGUGGUAGCCAUUCCUCCGUCCCUGCCGACCGGUGUCGUGUCAGGGGUCCCGGCCGGAGCGAGCCUCCUGUCCCAAAUCCAGGCCACCUCCUGGGAUCCCACGAUGAGCACCGACUGGGACAACGAGAAGGCGUCCCAGCAGUGCAUCCUCCGGAUAAAAAGAGACAUUAUGUCCAUUUAUAAAGAGCCUCCUCCAGGAAUGUUUGUGGUUCCUGAUCCUCAUGACAUGACCAAGAUUCACGCCCUCAUCACCGGCCCCUUCGACACACCAUAUGAGGGAGGCUUCUUCCUCUUCCUGUUCCGCUGUCCCCCUGACUAUCCCAUCCACCCUCCACGGGUCAAACUGAUCACUACCGGCCACAACACCGUUCGAUUCAACCCCAACUUCUACCGCAACGGCAAAGUCUGCCUCAGCAUCCUUGGCACUUGGACCGGUCCAGCGUGGAGUCCCGCCCAGAGCAUCUCCUCUGUUCUCAUCUCCAUACAGUCCCUAAUGACAGAGAACCCUUACCACAAUGAGCCAGGCUUUGAGCAGGAAAGGCAUCCAGGAGACAGCAAGAACUAUAACGAGUGCAUCCGCCACGAGACCAUGCGAGUUGCAGUGUGUGAUAUGCUCGAGGGCAAAGUGUCGUGUCCCAAGGCCUUGUGCAGCGUGAUGGAGAAAUCCUUCCUGGAGUACUAUGAUUUCUAUGAGGGGGUCUGCAAAGAACAUCUGCAUCUCCAAGGACAGAACAUGCAGGAUCCUUUUGGGGAGAAGAGAGGUCGUUUUGACUACCAGGGUCUGUUGACCCGUCUCAGAGCCAUCCAGAGGCGCUUGCGGGAAAAGUGCCCACCAGAGGACCACGACGGUGACUCUGACUCAGACACCAGCUCCUCCGGCACCGAUCCGGACAGUCAGGGCAGCUCACAGCCUUAGAGUGCCCUCUCUCAGGGUGCGAAGCCAGCAAGGUUAGACCGUUCCCCUUUACCUGCAGCUCCGGACGCCUCUCAAGCGAGCACCGAUGUAAGGAGGGCUGAAAUACCAGAGGACAGAGUUUCUGUCUCAUCCCAUUGGUUAAUAUUUUCCUCUUGCUCCUUGUGUGUUGGCCAAUGACUGCCUUUUGUUUUUCUCUUCUUUUUUUUUUUGCCUCUAAUGGAGGAGAGGUUCAGUCCAGAGGGGGAAUGAGGUGUAUAGAUGUAUGUGUGUACAUUUGUAAGUGACAAAGAUGUAUACGCCGGUCAUCACAGCCUCAGCUUUUUGAGUGCAUGUUUCUCUGACCCUUCCUGCGUCCAGUGUAGAGUUAACAGAAAAAAUAAGUCGAAGAAUUAAUGAUGAUGAUGAUGAUAAAAUCACUCUUAAAACAAACCGCUUUACUUGCAAAUACACACUUAGUUCCUAAAACAUUAUUUCACUCACGAAAUUGUUUAAAACAUAAAUUGAGAUCCAAACUGAUAAUGAAUUGAAUACCACACUUUAAGACUGAUGCAACUUUAAAAAAUAAAUAAGUAUAUGUAACCGUCCAUAGAGAAGUUUUAUUUGAAUGCUCUUAAAAUGCUGUUGAACUGGUGAAAGCAUCAGCAGCCGGCCGAGCCCUUUUGGGAACGGUUGCCUUUUGAGUGUCGUCGACUUUUUGGAAAUAGUUUUGUUUGGUGAACUUCGAUCUGUCAGUGUCAAAUGAGACAUCUUUUCUGUUAUUGUUCUGGGAAUAACCUUGAAUUUCCAACAGACUAGAAACUAACUUUUGCUCCCUUUUCUUGGUUAUUUUACUUGUAAUUCUUAGACAGCAAUUCCACUCCAGCCUCCGCUCAAAGUGUCCCUCGAUACUGCUACAAAUGUCCUUCUCUUUACCGGGGAUACUGUGCCACUGGUGUCCUCAUAUGCAACAGGAUGAAGCUGCCUCGCACGGAUUGGAGAAACCGUUACUUGACACCAUGGUUCAUGACUAUCUAUGCUCCUAAAUAUUUAGCAAAAAUCUAUUGCAAUCCAUCCCUUUAAAUAGCAGGCACAUAGUUUUCCACAGCAUGCUAAACACAACCAGACUGGCAGCCUUUAGUAUUUUUUAUACAUGUUAUAUAAUGCAUAUACAAUUAUAAUGCAUUUUAUUUAUGGACAAGCAUAUGGUCUUCUAUUAAGUGAACCACAAAACAACACUUUUGACAAAGUUUUGCAUUCUCCAGCGGGUCUUAAGUACAGUUCAGAGGUUUUGCAUGCGCUAUCAUUCUGAUGCAGUUGAUCUCUCUCUUAAGUGUGAGAGAAUAUAUUCUGGUCUAGGACAUUAUAUUUUGUUAGGUUGCUUGAUUUGUUUGGUUUGAAUGAACAGUUUCUCUUCUAGAACGCCCUGCAACAGGAAACCGUUCCCUGGCUAUGAGUUUGACUUGAUGUACUAACGCUUUUCCCUUGUUAGCAAAAUGAAUUAUGUGAAUAAUUAAUGUAUCGAUCUGUUGCAACUGUAAUAAGAAAAAAAUAUAUAAAUCUGAUUCUGAUUA
Carassius gibelio (silver crucian carp) is the source of this 2950-nucleotide messenger RNA. It is a transcript of the gene ube2z, whose product is annotated as ubiquitin-conjugating enzyme E2Z. The record is from RefSeq and is a predicted model, not a curated record. Gene Ontology annotation, biological process: negative regulation of apoptotic process. The coding region runs from base 348 to 1400 and encodes 350 amino acids. Gene Ontology annotation, molecular function: cysteine-type endopeptidase inhibitor activity; ubiquitin conjugating enzyme activity. NCBI's taxonomy places the organism in Eukaryota, Metazoa, Chordata, Actinopteri, Cypriniformes, Cyprinidae. Gene Ontology annotation, cellular component: nucleus. The transcript has 7 exons.